This is a messenger RNA of Hydra vulgaris (swiftwater hydra), 1374 nucleotides long. RefSeq lists its product as uncharacterized. NCBI's taxonomy places the organism in Eukaryota, Metazoa, Cnidaria, Hydrozoa, Anthoathecata, Hydridae. The record is from RefSeq and is a predicted model, not a curated record. Gene Ontology annotation, cellular component: Golgi apparatus. Gene Ontology annotation, molecular function: antiporter activity.
UUACUGUUCGUCCGAUAAGGUAGCAAACUUGUCACGUGACCUCCAACGGCAAAAAAAAUAAAGCUAAUAGCACUUUUAUGUUUAAGUUGAUUCACUACAAUUUAAUGACUUCGUCGUUGAGUUUUUUGAUACACAACUUACCUGGGCUGCUGGCAGCUCUAUUUUAUGCCUUUGUGUCUGGUUCUAUGUCAUUUAUGAAUAAAGUUAUUUUAACUUCAUACCACUAUGAUUAUCCUGAUGUUAUAAUGCUUUUUCAAGUUGUAUUGACUGCUAUAGUUGUUGACUUGUGUCGAAUGACAAAUAUAUGUAAAAUACCUCCUUGGACAUUUCAAAGGAGUAGGGAGUUUUUCUUCCCCAGUUUAUGUUUUGCACUUCACACAACACUUGCAUUAGCUGCACUAAGUGGUUUAUCUAUUCCUAUAUAUAAUGUCUUGCGACGAAUGCUACCACUUGCCACCCUUUUAACAGCUCACUUUGUUUUAAAGAAAACACCUUCUUAUGGAAUCAUUACUUCUGUACUAAUUAUUGUUAUCGGAACAGUUCUAGCAGGUUUGGGAGAUUUAAAGUUUCACUUCAGUAGCUAUUGUAAUGGCUUACUCAGUGUGGUUGCUCAAGCUACUUACCUGACGUAUGUUCAAAAAACAGGUGUAGAAGAUAAUACAUCAGCACUUUCUGUCUUACAUAUUAAUAGUAUCAAUUGCAUUCCUAUGAUGUUAAUAUAUACAACUAUCAAUGGUAAACUUUUAGAGUCUUUCAGUUUUUCGGGUUUUAAAAACGAAAAUGACAGAACAAGUUUUAUUGUUGCAUUUGUUGCAAAUAUUAGUAUGGGCUGUGUUCUUAACUAUUCUUUAUUUUUAUGUGCUACUUUAAAUUCAGCUUUAACAACAAGUCUUAUUGGUGUCAUUAAAGGCGUACUUACAACUUUAGUUGGCUUUUUAACGUUUGGUGGACAACCUAUCACAUUUAUGGUAGUUACGGGCGUAACAUUAAACGCCAUCGGCGGAGUUCUUUAUACUGCUGUGAAAUAUUUUGAAAAACGUAAGCAAUCUUCCAAUGUACACACGACUCACGAUCAUCAAGCCGCUUAGUUUUUGGCUUCUUGUUGCUUUUGCUGUAUUUAAUUAAAUAACCUUUUUUUAAUAAUUUACAUAAUUUAAAUAGAGAAAAAACAAAUUUCUCCUUCAUACAAUUAAAUUAUGCAAUAAUUUAUAAAUAAUUAGGUUAUGCAAUAAUUUAUUACGUUAAUAAGGGGAUUAUAUUUAUAAAAAAGUAUUUAUUUUUUUUGGAUUGCAUUACCAACAUUUGGUUUUUGAUGUACAUUUUUUUUUUUUUAGGAAAAAAAUUUUUAAUGGCUUUUUGAUGAUUAUUUUUUAA